AUGGCGCUGCAGGCCAAGCACCUGCUGAAGCCGCUGCCCAGGGACAAGCAGAUUGAGAUCCGGCCCUUCCUGGAGGCAGUGUCCCACCUGUUACUCUUAUUCGAUCGCCUUGGGUCCCCAGGGUUUACGCCCAUUAAGGCAGACAUAAAUGGUAACAUCACAAAAAUCAAAGCUGUGUACAACACAGACCCUGCCAAGCUCCAGACCCUACAGAAUGUCCUGGAGGCAGAGAAGGAAAUGUAUGGAGCAGAGUGGCCCAAAGUGGGGGCCCCGCUGGUGCUGAUGUGGCUGAAAAGGGGCCUCUGCUUCAUCUAG
This is a messenger RNA of Pipistrellus nathusii (Nathusius's pipistrelle), 315 nucleotides long. The record is from the annotation of a GenBank genome assembly. Lineage: Eukaryota; Metazoa; Chordata; Mammalia; Chiroptera; Vespertilionidae.